AAAAGCAAUAUUUUCUUCUUUCUCGUGAAAAACUUCGUACCUACGUUUUUCAGAGACCAAAUUCCGAGGGCGCUUUAGAGCGAAAGACUUGGCAACAAUUGGUGUAAAUCGAUCGACGAUAAAUUGAUUUCACAUCUGUUUCUUUUUGCAUGCAUCUCACUCUCUUCUGAACAAAUCAAUCGGUUUCUCACUCUAAUCAUGUUAACGAUUGGCUCGAUCUUGCCGGGUAAUUAGUUUUCCUGUUGAAGAUGUUUCAACCUCCAUUCGAAAUGGAAAAUGGUCACAACAUGAUUAACAUGUCAACAAUGAAUGAUAUGCAAAUGAUCCCUUUUGACGAAAAUGACCCUGAAGUGAUAGCUCGCCGUAUUAAGAACAGAGAAAGGCAACGCAGAUAUAGGGCUAGAAAGCGUCAAGAAGCCGAUAUGAAGAGAGCAUCAUAUAUCAUUAGUCAACCAAGUCAACCAAGUCAACAACAACUUCCCGAAACCCUAGUCAACAAUACCCCCAUGGAAAUUGUAACCCGUGUCUACAGUCAAAGAAACUGGAAAAAAGACGCACGAAGGGCACAUCUGCUACAACAACAACAACAACAACAACAACAACAACAGAAUGCUUCCAGUUCUACAUCUACAAAAGAAAGUAUAGAUUUAAGAAAUUUGGGAAAUCAAUCGAAUUUUGUGGACACUAGAGAACUUUCGAGUACCCCAAGUGGAAGAAAUUGGAAAGCAGAAGCAAGAAACAAAAGAAAGUGAGAAUCUUGCUUGUUGUUCAGGUCGAAUUAGGAAGAAAAUCACCAAAAGGUUUUGAGAAAUGAGAUAUAAAAGGUGGGGAAGAAUGCUUUGAGAAAUUGUUUCUUUGGGUUUUUUUUGUGAAGAGUCGCCUAGAAAGAGUUGUGGUCCAUGGAAGUUAGAAGAGAUUGAAAAGAGUAUCAAAAUAGUCAUAAGAUUUUUUUUUUUUUUUUUUUAAUCAAGAUGCAAGAUUGAUAUUAACCGUUUAUCUAAUCAUGAAAAAUCUUAUGCUGUUGCUUAGGAAAUAUUUUCUUGAUUAUGGAUAUAUGAGGCAUCAUGUUCUAUUUAUCAAUCAUGGUUCAUCUUGACUUUUGGUU
Lactuca virosa is the source of this 1105-nucleotide messenger RNA. Lineage: Eukaryota; Viridiplantae; Streptophyta; Magnoliopsida; Asterales; Asteraceae. The record is from the annotation of a GenBank genome assembly.